AUGAGGAGCUCGAAGGCAGCAGCAGCAGCAGCCAACGGGCAAACAGGACUGACGGCACAGGCCGCAGCAGCAUCAACAGAAGCACUAGCUGCAGUAGCAGCAUCUACAGCAGCAGCAGCGGCUACGGCAGCAGCAGCAGUGGCAGCAACAGCAGCAACAGAAGCCGCGGCAACGGAAACCACAGCAACGCGCGAUGAGGUGGAGAAGGGAUCCACCGGUGCAGGCUGCCGUGUGCUUCAGGCGCUGCAGCAGCUGCAGCAGCAACAGCUGCUGCUGCUGCAACAAGCGGCAGUGCAGCCUUUGUGCAGCAGCAGCAGCAGCAGCAACAGCAGCAGCAGCAGCAGCAGUGACCAGGCAGCAGAGUUAUACACGCAGCUCAGUCACGCUGUGGAUCGGCUUGACGAAGAAGUACUGAUGAAGACAGCAGCAGCAACAGCAGCAGCAGCGGCUGCCGAACCAGCAGCAGCCGCAGCAGCAUCGGCGGCUGCCGAAGUAGUAGCAGCAGCAGCAGAUGCAACAUCAGCAGCAGCAACACCUCUAGAGGCAGUGGCGGGCUGCGCUGCUCAGGUGAAGCUGCGGCUUCCGCGCUGCACAAGGGUGUGCAGCAGCAGCAGCAGCAGCAGCAGCAGCAGCAGCAGCAGCAAAAGCAAAGCCAACAGCAGCAGUUCUGAUAGUUCCUCAUGUGAGCUGACGUAUCUUUACUUUCGAGUCGAUCAGCUGCUGCAGCGCUGUGACGCCGCUGCUGUUGCUGCUGCUGCUGCUGCGGGUAAGCAGCUGCGCAAAGCCAAAACAGCAGCAGCAGCAGCAGGAUCGGGGGGGCAGCAGCGGCAGCAGCUCUGCCUAGGUGGCCAAGCAUUGCUCUUGAGCCUUACUGAAAAUCUGUUGCUUCCAUUUAUGCAUGCAUGCGGGCAGAAGCGGCAGCUGCUGCAGCAGCAGCAGCAGCAGCAGCAGCGGCAGCUGCUGCAGCAUGUGUACGUGCUGCGGCUGGCUGGUGUUGCAUACCUGUCGCCGCCGCAGUGGCAGCAGCUGCAGCGAGUGCUGUCUAGUUUGCAUGCCGAAUUGCUGCAAGCGGCAGCAGCAGCAACUGCAGCAACAGGAGAAGCAACUACAGCAGCGGGAGAACCAGCUGCAGCAGCAGAAGCAACUGCAGCAGGAGCAGAAGAAACUGCAGCAGCAGCAGCUGCUGCUGCACCAGCAGCAGGAGCAACUGCAGCAGCAGACACCACGCAGCAAAGCUGCACGUGCCCGCCCUCAGUUGUUAUUGAGGUAAACUGCUCGGCAGCAGCAGCAGCAGCAGCAACAACCGACGCAGCUGCAGCAGCAGAAACGCAGCAACUACUGCGCACUGUCGAGGAGUUCGUACAAAUGCUGCAGCAGCAGCAACAACAGCACGUUCAGGUGCAAUUGUAUAAGAUAAGCUGUCCACAGCAGCAGCAGCAAGAAGCUUUGCUGAAGCAGCAGCAGCAGCAGCAGCAGCCUCGCUGUCUGCUGUACAUAGGCGGCGACGUGCUGCUGCCUGCCGCUGCUCCAGGGCCGCUGGGCAGCAGCAGCAAAGUGCUGCGGCUGCUGCAGCAGUUGCGAGAGCGUUUGCUGCUGCCGAUGCAAAUGCGCAUAAGGUACUUCACCCGCUGUAGCAGCAGCAACACGAGCAGCAGCAGCAGCAGCAGCAGCAGCAGCAGCACAGCCCUUAUGGAAACUCUGUUAUGCGGCAAGCAAGGAGAGGUCCCCGCCCCACGGUUGCUGCUGUACGGCUACGGCCGUGCUGCUGCUCCUUGCGCUGCUGCUGCUGCUCCAGUUGCUGCUGCGGACGAGCAGCAGCAGCAGCAGCAGCACGAGGACGAUGCGCUCCUUCGCAUCAGCCCGCAGCAGCUGCUGCAGCACCUUUUGUGCCUGCCGGAGGCCUCGGGGCUGCAGCUGCUGGUGGUGCCUCUUGCUGCUGUUGCUGCUCCUUAUGUGGGCGAGUCUGAGCAGCGGCUGGCGCAGCUGUUUGCUGCUGCUGCUGCUGCUGCUCCUUGCGUGCUGCUGCUGCAAGGCCUGGAGAGAGCAGCAGCAAACAGGUCUAUACUGUCUCCGCUCCCCGGCCUACAAAUCGACAGCAGGAGCAGCAGCAACAGCAGAGAGGGUGCGCCGCAGCAGCGGCUAGGAGCAGCAAAAGCCAGCAGGCUUCAAGGCAGCAGCAGCAGCAGCAGCAGUCAGCGGCGACUGCUUGCUGCGCUGCUGCUCGGUCUCGAUGCCCUGGAGGAGAAGCGGCGCUUGCUGCUGCAGCAGCAGCAACUGCAGGAAGAUUCAGGGGCUUGCAGCAGCAAACAGCAGCAGCAGCAGCAGCAGCAAGCCGCUGUGAUUCUCCCACGGCUGGGAAGCAAAGAAGACCAGAAGGCGUGGCAGCUGCAGCUGCAGCAAAAUCCAGCAGCAGCAGCAGGUGUUGCUGUUGUUGCAGCAACACAUAUGCUGCCGGAGGAGCUUGACUCUGCUGCUGUGCGUGCCGGCAGGCUCGACAGCUGGCUCCCAUGGGCAUAA
Eimeria necatrix is the source of this 2517-nucleotide messenger RNA. RefSeq lists its product as hypothetical. Lineage: Eukaryota; Apicomplexa; Conoidasida; Eucoccidiorida; Eimeriidae. The record is from RefSeq and is a predicted model, not a curated record. Bases 1 to 2517 code for a protein of 838 amino acids. The transcript has a single exon.